Messenger RNA from Erigeron canadensis, 864 nucleotides. RefSeq names its product glycine-rich protein DOT1-like. Lineage: Eukaryota; Viridiplantae; Streptophyta; Magnoliopsida; Asterales; Asteraceae. The record is from RefSeq and is a predicted model, not a curated record. The transcript has 2 exons. Bases 1 to 864 code for a protein of 287 amino acids.
AUGGAGUUAUUGAAAAUGAAAUCAAAGAGUAAUUAUCUGUUGUUGGCUUUUCUGUGUGCAAUUGUUCUUGUUUUUUCUGCUACUGUGACGGCUGGAAGUUUGGAAAAUGAUGAGAGAAAGAGGGAUUUAGUUGGGAAAACAAAGGAAAUAGGUGGUGGAGGUGGAGGUGGAGGUAAGGACAGUUGGGGCGGAUUUGGGUUUGGAAGGGGAGGAAAGGGUGGUGGAGAGGGUGGUGGUUGUAUUGCAGGAUGGUGUGGUUAUGGAAGUGGAGGUAAAGGAGGGUUUAGUGGUGGUGGUGGCAAAGGAGGAUGGAGUGGUGGAGGUGGCGGUCAUGGAGGUGAUAAGGGAGGAUGGAAUGGCGGUGGUGGUGGUCACGGAGGAGGUGACAAAGGAAGAUGGAAUGGUGGAGGUGGCGGUUACGGAAGAGGUGACAAGGGAGGAUGGAGUGGUGGUGGAGGUGGUCAUGGAAGCGGCCAUGGAGGCGGUGAUAAGGGAGGAUGGAGUGGCGGUGGAGGUGGACAUGGAGGUGGUGACAAGGGAGGAUGGAGUGGUGGAGGUGGUGGUCAUGGAGGCAGUGACAAGGGAGGAUGGAGUGGCGGUGGAGGUGGUCAUGGAGGCGGUGACAAGGGAGGAUGGAGUGGUGGAGGUGGUGGCCAUGGAGGAGGUGACAAGGGAGGAUGGAGUGGCGGAGGUAGUGGUCAUGGAGGUGACAAGGGAGGAUGGAGUGGUGGCAGAGGGGGUCAUGGAAAAGGUGACAAGGGAGGAUGGAGUGGUGGAGGUGGUGGUGAUGGCGGAGGCAACAAGGGAGGAUGGAGUGGCGGAGGUGGAGGAAACGGAGGCAAAGAAGGUUCGGGAGGUAACUAA